AUGUCUAUAAAUGUCAGAAUUAAAAUUUUCUUUUCUCCUUUACUUUAUUCAAUCCUCUUUUCUUCUUUACUCCUUUACUUCAUUCAUUCAUCUUUUCUCCUUUACUUUAUUCAUUCAUCUUUUCUCCUUUACUUCAUUCAUUCAUCUUUUCUCCUUUACUUCAUUCAUUCAUCUUUUCUCCUUUACUUUAUUCAUUCAUCUUUUCUCCUUUACUUCAUUCAUUCAUCUUUUCUCCUUUACUUCAUUCAUUCAUCUUUUCUCCUUUACUUUAUUCAUUCAUCUUUUCUCCUUUACUUCUUAUUCCUCUUUUCUUCUUUACUUUUUCAUUCCUCUUUUCUCCUUUAUUUUAUUCAUUCUUCUUUCCAUAAGUUUUUCUCUCAUGUUUUUCCUUUCCUUUCUUUGGCGCAAUGCUUCUUUUCAACUACCACCUUCUUCUUCUCCUCUCCUCUCUUCUCUUUCUUUCUAAUGUCUUUCACCUAUCAUUUUUCCCCUACUCCUUUUAAUUAUCCUUCAUAUCUUUCUCUAUUUUUGUUAUUUCUAUCCACUUAUCUUUUUUCUAUCUUAGUAAAGAUUUUUCUUUGCUACUCAUUCCUUUUUUAUCACUUUUCUUCUUUGUUUUACUCUUUUGUGUUUUUUUUCAUAAUCACUUUCAAUAUUCAUUUUCUUCUUUCUUUGCCUCUUUUUUCUGUUUCUGUUACUCAUUCUUUUUCUUCAUCUAUUUAUACACUAUUAACUCUUCCUCUCUUUCCUUACCUUUCUUCUGACCUUGCUUCAAGUUUUCUCUAUCAUCAUCUUCUUCAGUGCUUCUUCUUGUUUCAUUUAUCUUUCUGCAAAUCCUCAUUCAGCACUUGCUUCUUUCCCUCUACUUUUCUUGCUUUUCUUGAUCCCAAAAUACAAAAUUGCAUCAUUAAUGACAUCAUCUGUGGUUGCUGA
Molecule: messenger RNA, 933 nt
Organism: Acanthosepion pharaonis
Lineage: Eukaryota; Metazoa; Mollusca; Cephalopoda; Sepiida; Sepiidae
Source: the annotation of a GenBank genome assembly